GUGGGGCAAUUGUAGUCUUUCAUCGGUGUGUGCUAUGUUUAAACUAUCAAGACAAACUGAGUUCUCCAGUCCACUCCAGUGAGAUGAUGACAGAGGGUAACAGCGCAGCGGCAGCUCACUUCCCUGACCCAUGUUCACACUUGGAAGGAACCCCCACCCACCACAACACGUGUCUAGUGCCAGCUCUACACGCCGCAACACUUCAAUCCCCCAUGCAUGCUGGUGCAGCUUUGCUCCUCCUCCAGAACAGUUCCAGCCAGCGGGGGUGUCCCUCUUUCAAAUUUUGAAAUAUUGGGAGGUAAACUAGAUAAGAUGCCUCCAGUACCACCUCCUAACUUCUCCUGGGUAGAGCCUGGGCUGUUAGCUGGCAUGGCCAUGCCACGUCUCCCUGCCCACUAUGAAUACCUAUAUGAAAAUGGCAUCCAACACCUCAUAACUCUGACCGAACACAAGCCACCAUACUACGACACAUGCCCUGGACUUAAUCUCCAUCGCAUCCGCAUCCAGGAUUUCUGCCCUCCCAGCACAGAACAAAUUCAGAACUUUCUCAAAAUUGUGGAUGAUGCAAAAGCUAAAGGAGAGGGAGUUGGAGUACACUGCUUACAUGGAUUUGGUAGGACUGGCACAAUGCUGGCAUGCUAUCUGGUAAAGGCCAAGAAGAUCACUGGUGUUGAUGCCAUAAAUGAGAUCAGAGCUCUCCGUCGUGGAUCUAUAGAGACAAGCGAGCAGGAAAAAUCAGUGAUCCAGUUUCACCACCAUAUUAAGUGAAAAGAAAAGGAAUGAGAAGAGUUUCCCUUGUUUUAAGAGAGAUACAACUUAGCACAUCGUUUGAUCAUCAUUAAUUUUUUAUCUUAAAUUAUGAUUUUUGUUUUAUUUUUGUGCAUCUAUAAAUAAUAUAUUGGAUUUGUAUUGCUUAA
This is a messenger RNA of Bombina bombina (fire-bellied toad), 917 nucleotides long. It is a transcript of the gene DUSP23, whose product is annotated as dual specificity phosphatase 23. Gene Ontology annotation, biological process: cilium assembly; protein dephosphorylation. The transcript is spliced from 4 exons. NCBI's taxonomy places the organism in Eukaryota, Metazoa, Chordata, Amphibia, Anura, Bombinatoridae. Gene Ontology annotation, molecular function: protein tyrosine/serine/threonine phosphatase activity. Bases 217 to 768 code for a protein of 183 amino acids. The record is from RefSeq and is a predicted model, not a curated record.